AUGCGCCAUACUGAAAGCCACCGGGACUUGAGUGAAGCUGCACUUGUAGCGGCAGAAAGUGCAGUUAACCGAAGCGCGGAAAUUCUGGAAAUCAUUCUACGAAACCCAGCUGUAGAGUGGAAAGCAGACCAGACUCUGUCAGAGAAUAUUGUGAUAAAAACUGUCAACGGAGUGUGCCAGGAAAGAAAGGAAUGUGCAGCUAUGCUAUCAGAAGACUCUUUCCAGGACAUGUUCGCAAGAAUGGAGGAUACUGCGGUUCGAAAGAUCCAAGCCCUAGGUGAAGUAGUCGGGAAUGUUCAAGUUCUGGGUAUCAAGAUCACGGCGGAGGACGCUGGACUAUAUCGCCUUGCGACAGUUCUGGAGAACAUGGACUCCCGCUUGUAG
This is a messenger RNA of Penicillium samsonianum, 384 nucleotides long. RefSeq lists its product as uncharacterized. The record is from RefSeq and is a predicted model, not a curated record. Lineage: Eukaryota; Fungi; Ascomycota; Eurotiomycetes; Eurotiales; Aspergillaceae. The transcript has a single exon. Bases 1 to 384 code for a protein of 127 amino acids.